AUGUCACCUAGGUCUCAAAGUCUGGCCUUAUUCAAUCAAACAUCAACAUCGUCAAGCAGACACUUCACCACCACUACCAACACCAAAACAACAACAACAAAGACACCGUCACCAAGUGAUGAUCAGGUGGACUUGGAAGAGGACGAGUCACACGAGGAUCAGUUCGCAGAGUCACGUGAUGAGAUGUUGAAGACUUAUGAAAGGGUCACUGGCAAGAAGUUAUAUUCCCCAGAGGCACGUGAACACACACAUCAAGUGUCGACUAUUAGGACUCAGUACGACCAUGCCCUCGAGCCUGGCGAAAGGGUAGUCGACACUCUGGUCUCGCUGGCAGGUCGUAUCAAGUCGGUGCGCAUAUCCAGCUCCAAACUAUCAUUCAUCGAUAUCGUCGCUGAUGGCCACUCGAUUCAAGUCAUGGCCGACCUCAAGCAGUACGCCGAGCCCACUCACUACGCUACAAUCAUCAACACAAUCAGACGAGGCGAUUUUAUCGAGGUGCGAGGCACACCGGCCAAGACCAAGGUCGGCGAGCUCAGCAUCAUCCCCAAGGAGAUCAUCUUGCUCACACCCGCGCUGCGACCCAUCCCCACUCGACUGAUCAACAAGGAGGUGCGCUACAGGAACCGUCACCUUGACUUCUUGGUCAAUGGACCAAAGAUCAGAAACGCAUUCCUCAUCCGCUCGCGAAUGAUUGCAUUCCUGCGCAACUACCUGGUGGAGCGCAACUUCCUCGAGGUUGACACACCCAUCCUUGCGACCAACGUCGGCGGCGCCAACGCCAAGCCCUUCAAGACACACUCCAACUCUUUGAACCUGGACCUCUUUCUACGUAUCUCACCUGAGCUCUACCUCAAGCAACUGGUGAUCUCAGGCUUUGAUCGUGUGUUUGAAGUUGGCAAGCAGUUCCGUAACGAAGGCAUUGAUCUCACACACAAUCCAGAGUUUACAACAUGCGAGCUCUACCAAGCCUAUGCAGACUACAACACAAUGAUGUCACUGACCGAGGACUUGCUAUCAAAGAUGGUUUAUGAUGCAGUUGGAUCAUACAAAGUACCAUUGCCAUCAAACAAUGAGAUCAUAAUCGACUUCACUCCACCCUUUAAGAGGAUACACUUCAUUCCAAAGAUCGAGGAGUUUGUUGGAAGGAGUCUACCAGCUGACUUGGUAUCACAUGAUUCCAUUCCAGAACUAUUGAGCAUAUGUAGAGAGCAUGGAGUUGACAUUGGUGCACCAUACACACCUACUAGACUGUUGGAUGCAUUGGCUUCACACUUCCUGGAGCCACUGUGUACUCAACCAACAUUCCUCAUUGAUCAUCCACGUGCAAUGAGUCCACUUGCCAAGCUACAUAGAUCAAAUCCACAAUAUACAGAGAGAUUCGAAUUGUUUGUCGGUGGAAAGGAGUUGGUCAAUGCGUAUACAGAGCUGAAUGAUCCAGUGGACCAGAGGAGUAGGUUUAUGGCUCAGAGCCAGGAUAGGUCAAAGGGUGAUGACGAAGCACAGAUCAUGGAUGAGGGCUACUGCAAGGCCAUGGAGUAUGGACUGCCUCCAACUGGUGGUUGGGGACUUGGUAUCGACAGAUUGUGCAUGUUGCUCUCCAACAAUGUAUCAAUCAAGGACGUCAUCCUCUUCCCAACAAUGAAGCCCCUCGCCCAACAACAGGCGGCUGACACAAACCCUGGUGUUGAACCAUCAAAUAAAGGCAAGACUACAGCUACCGCUGCUCAGUCCAAGGAGUAA
Molecule: messenger RNA, 1740 nt
Organism: Acytostelium subglobosum LB1
Lineage: Eukaryota; Evosea; Eumycetozoa; Acytosteliales; Acytosteliaceae
Exons: 4
Coding region: 1-1740 (579 amino acids)
Biological process (GO): lysyl-tRNA aminoacylation
Cellular component (GO): cytoplasm; cytosol
Molecular function (GO): ATP binding; lysine-tRNA ligase activity; tRNA binding
Source: RefSeq, a predicted model, not a curated record